AUGAAGUACCAAAGUCUUAUUUCUGUUGCCUUGUAUUUUGGCACCAUGGCCAUGGCAGCACCAAAAGCCCACUUUCAUAAAAAAAGAGAUGCUGCAGUCACUACAUUAUCAACACUUGAAGAUGUGGUCACCGACGAUGUCAACGUUACAGUGUACAUUGAUGAUGAUGGAGAAACUACUACUGAUUUACCAGCUACAACCCCAACCACUACAGUUAGUCCAGUGGCCACUGCAGUUCAAGACGAUGUUGUAGCCGGCACCUCUGCGGCUAACACUGCUGCUAACACUGCUGCUGUUGCCACAUCUGCCCAAGCUUCAGAAACCUCCACUUCUACCUCUUCUUCUUCUUCUUCUUCUUACUCUUCCUCUUCUUCUUCCAUUGAUGGUGAUUUGAAAUCCUUUGCAAGUCCUGGUAAAUUCGUCGACGGUACCUUGUCUUGUGACUCGGUGCCUGUUGGUAAUGGGGUAAUUUCCAUCGACUGGUUGCAAUAUAAUGGGUGGGCCUCCAUCUUGAACUUGGGUGGUUAUGCCUCAACUACUUGUGUCGAAGGUUACUAUUGCUCCUACGCUUGCCAAGCAGGGAUGUCGAAGACACAAUGGCCAUCCGAUCAACCAUCGAGUGGGGUGUCUAUUGGUGGAUUGGUUUGCAAAAAUGGGUACUUAUACAGAACCAACACCGAUACUGACUACUUGUGUGAAUGGGGGAAAGAAACUGCCAAUGCUGUUUCUAAAGUCGACGAAGUUAUUUCCUUAUGUAGAACCGAUUACCCAGGUUCAGAAAAUAUGUGUAUUCCAACCAGAUUGACCGCAGGAUCCACUAAACCAAUUUCUGUGGUUGACUCAUCGACAUAUUAUAAAUGGGAAGGCCAAUCUACUUCUUCUCAAUAUUACGUUAACAAUGCUGGCAUUGACGUUGAGGAAGGGUGUAUCUGGGGGACUUCCGCCGGAACGGUUGGUAACUGGGCCCCAGUUAACUUGGGUGCUGGCUAUACUAACGGGGUUACUUACUUGUCAAUUAUUCCAAAUCCAAACAAUAAAACCCCACCAAACUAUUCUCUUAAGAUCGAAGCCACUAGUGGUUCCACACAGAGUGGGAGCUGUGUCUACGAAAACGGUAAAUAUAAUGGCGAUGGAAGUGAUGGUUGUACAGUGGGUGUCACUAAAGGAUCAUCUAACUUCGUUUUCUACUAA
Messenger RNA from Saccharomycopsis crataegensis, 1191 nucleotides. Its product is annotated as SUN domain-containing protein. Gene Ontology annotation, cellular component: cell surface; fungal-type cell wall. The record is from RefSeq and is a predicted model, not a curated record. NCBI's taxonomy places the organism in Eukaryota, Fungi, Ascomycota, Saccharomycetes, Ascoideales, Saccharomycopsidaceae. Bases 1 to 1191 code for a protein of 396 amino acids. Gene Ontology annotation, biological process: fungal-type cell wall organization. The transcript has a single exon.